Rotaria sp. Silwood2 is the source of this 705-nucleotide messenger RNA. The record is from the annotation of a GenBank genome assembly. NCBI's taxonomy places the organism in Eukaryota, Metazoa, Rotifera, Eurotatoria, Philodinida, Philodinidae.
AUGUUCUAUAACAACACAAAACAAGAUUUUUUAUGUUGUAAUUCACCAACACCAUCUAAAGUUAUUGCUUUUGCAUCAGAACAAUGUUUAAAAAUAUUAAGUGAAAACUCACAUUGGAAUGCAGAUGGGAUAUUUCGCACCGCACCAGCAUUAUUCACACAGGCAUAUUAUAUUCAUGUUUGGGAUGAAUUUAGUAUGAAAUCAGUCAUAUUUUCGUGCUGUGAAGAUAAAUCACAAGAAGGUUACCAUCGUUUAUUCACAUCAUUGGUUAUUUAUGCAAAUACAAAAAAUAUUUCAUUAAAUUCAUCGUCAACCUUAAUAUAUUUCGAACAAGGUACAAUUAAUGCAAUCAAUGACGAAUUUCCACAAGCAUCAGUUAAAGGAUGUCAUUUUCAUUAUGCUAAAAAUGUAUGGAAAAAAAUUAAAAAAUAUGGUUUAGCUAAAUUAUCGAAACAAGAAAAUAUUCGUCCUCAAAUAGCCAAUAUUAUUAGUGCACCAUUAAUACCACCAAAUGAAAUAAAUAAUUCUAUGGAAAAAAUUAUUGAUGAAUUAUGUGAUGUUAACUCUAAGUUUGACAAAUUAACUGAUUAUAUAAUAAAUAACUAUAUUGAUGAUGGUCGAUUUCCUAUACAUAUGUGGAAUCAUUUCGAUACGAUUGGUGAAAGACCUCGUACUAAUAAUCACUUAAACCCCUCCCCAUAUUAG